Molecule: messenger RNA, 1793 nt
Organism: Spinacia oleracea (spinach)
Lineage: Eukaryota; Viridiplantae; Streptophyta; Magnoliopsida; Caryophyllales; Amaranthaceae
Product: wax ester synthase/diacylglycerol acyltransferase 4
Exons: 5
Coding region: 6-1466 (486 amino acids)
Biological process (GO): triglyceride biosynthetic process
Cellular component (GO): plasma membrane
Molecular function (GO): diacylglycerol O-acyltransferase activity
Source: RefSeq, a predicted model, not a curated record
UGGAAAUGAAGUUGAGGGUAAAAACAAAAGUUAAAUCACCAAAAAGUUCCGAUGAGGGGUGUGAGCCGGUGAGUCCUACAUCGGAAUGCUUCUUAACAAUGAGUGUAACAUCCUAUAUUCUUUGCUUCUUUGAAUUGGAGUUUCCUCCUCAUUUUCCCUCCAUUUAUGCUUUCCUCAACGAUGUCUUCCUUAAUGUUCAUCCUCGUUUCUCUUCGAUCGUGGUCAAAGACGCAAAGGGCAAGAAAAAGUGGAAGAAAAUAGAAGUAAAUAUCAAAGAUCAUGUGAAAAUCCCUUUACUUAAUAAAGAUAAUAUAUCAACAGAAGAAGAAUAUAGUACACAAUAUGAUGAUUACAUAUCCGAGAUAGCUACAUCUGAAAUUGCAGUAGACAAACCCUUAUGGGAACUUCACAUUUUCAAUUACCCAACAAAGAAAUCUGUUUCCACUUUGAUAUUCAAGUUUCACCAUGGCAUCGCUGAUGGAACCUCGCUUAUGGGAGUCGUCUUAUCUUGCAUUCAACGAUCAGAUGAUCCUUCCAAACCUCUCACUUUCCCUUCUAGAACUACUUCCAUCCGUCCAAAGGAGAACAAAAAUAGCCAUACUCAAACUAUUAUGAAACUUUUCAACAUUGUGCCUCAAUUUAUGGCUUCUAUCUUCUAUUCUUUCUAUGAUUUGGGACAAAGUCUGAGGUUAUUACACUCCGAAGAUGAUCCAACUCCAAUCAGAUCCGGGUAUGCAAAGAUCAAUCAACAUUAUAGAAUUUGUACGGUCAAUCUGUUUCUUACUGAUGUCAAGAGAAUCAAGACAAUUCUUGGAGUGACUGUAAAUGAUGUUGUCAUUGGGAUAAUAUUUCUGGGAACACGAUUAUAUAUGCAAGAAAUGAACAAUGGACGAUUAAAGAAUACAAGAUCCACUGUACUUAUAACUCUUAAUACGAGGAAUGACAAAGGGUAUGCACGCCCUGAAGAAAUGCGCGAAAAGAACACCAAGGUUCCAUGGGGAAAUAGAUUCUCACUCGUUGAGUUGCGAAUUACAAAUUUGGAAGAGGAAGAUUUUAAAAAUCCGCUCAAAUUUAUAUUGAAAGCUCAUAAACUUAUCAAGAGAAAGAAAAAUACUCCUUUUGCUCAGAAUUUAAUGACUUCCUUCUUCGGAGCUGUAAGGACAUGUAGAGGCCUUCAGGCAGCAACAAGAACCUUUGAAAGAAGAUUUAACAAUAGUAGCUUUCUUGUGACCAAUAUGAUUGGCCCAACCGAGAAAAUGAGUCUUGCAAGUCAUCCUAUCAAAGGCUUCUAUUUCAUGCCAACUGGGCUUCUAUCGAGCUUAACAGUUUCAGUAAUGAGUUAUAUGCAAACGCUGACAAUUGGUUUAGCUGUUGAAGAAGGCGUCAUCGAUCACCAAAGACUAAUCACAUGUGUGGAGAAAGCCUUUCAGUUGAUUAGCCAAGCUGCUACAACUACUUCAAACUAGCUCUAAAGUCUUAGAGUGGUGAUAAAGGAGGCAAAUUGCGACAAUUAAAAUGUAUUACAGUUUUACUUGUCACUUUUUCUAUGGUGCUAUAAGGGUGUCACGUAAUCUGUGAUUCAUCAAUUUUUUUUUUUAUUAUCAACGUCGUACUACUAUGAAAAUAGUAAAAUAAGGUUGUCGAUAAAAAAGAAGGAAAUAACUAUUUAUUAAAUUUUUAGUAAUAAUGUAUUUUCUCUUAACAUAAAUUAAGAUUAUUUUAGAUUUCUUUGAGGAAGAAUAUGUUUCUAUGUAUGAUCUCAAACUUGAUUCUGAUUCCCUUCACUUGGUUGA